CUCGAGGAGCUGCAGCUUCCCGCAGAGGCCACGGUGGCGAUGGUGCCUGACGCCCCGUACCCCUUCCCCACCGUGGACGUGCCUGACCACGCCCACUACACCAUCGGAUCGGUCAUCCUCGCCAUCGGCAUCACCGGGAUGGUGGGAAACUUCCUGGUUAUCUACGCCUUCAGCAGGAGCCGCAGUUUGAGGACUCCUGCUAACAUGUUCAUCAUCAACUUGGCGAUCACAGACUUGUUGAUGUGCGUCACUCAGACUCCAAUCUUCUUCACCACCAGCAUGCACAGGAGAUGGAUCUUUGGAGAGAAGGCCUGUGAAAUCUACGCCUUCUGUGGCGCCCUCUUCGGGAUCUGCUCCAUGAUCACGCUCACCGUCAUCGCCAUCGACCGGUACUUCGUCAUCACGCGACCUCUGACCUCCAUUGGAGUGUUGUCACGGAAACGGGCCUUCCUCAUCCUGGUGGCGGCGUGGACGUACUCACUGGGCUGGAGUCUGCCGCCAUUCUUUGGAUGGAGCGCCUACGUCCCGGAGGGUCUCCUGACUUCCUGUACGUGGGACUACAUGACGUUCACCCCGUCGGUCCGAGCCUACACCAUGCUGCUCUUCAUCUUCGUCUUCUUCCUGCCGCUCUUCAUCAUCAUCUACUGCUACGUCUUCAUCUUCCGUGCCAUCCGUUCCACCAACCAGGCGGUGGGGAAGAUGAACGACAGCUCCCGGGACUCCGUUCGGAGUUUCCACCGGCUGCAGAACGAGUGGAAGAUGGCCAAGAUCGCUCUCAUCGUCAUCCUGCUCUACGUGGUCUCCUGGUCGCCGUAUUCCACCGUCGCCCUCACCGCCUUCGCUGGAUAUGCGGACAUGUUGACGCCCUACAUGAACUCUGUGCCGGCCGUCAUCGCCAAGGCCUCGGCCAUCCACAACCCCAUCAUCUACGCCAUCACACACCCAAAGUACAGGCUGGCGUUAGUGAAGUACGUCCCGUGUCUUGGCGCUCUGUUGUGUAUCCGUCCUCAUGACCUGCGCUCGGCCAGCAGCAGCUUCGUGUCCACUCGUCGCUCCACCGUCACCAGCCAGACGUCUGACAUCAGCGGACAGUUCGGGCGCCACGGCACCGGAAAGUCCCGCCUCUCCUCCAUCUCUGACAGCGAAUCAGGCUUGACGGACACCGAGGCCGAUCUGCCCAGCCUGAGCUCCCGGCCGGCCAGCCGCCAGGUGAGCUGCGACAUCAGCCGAGACACGGCCGAGCUGGCUGACUUCAAGCCCACAUCCAGCUUCAAGGCCAAGAUGAAAAGCCACGACUCGGGGAUCUUCGAGAAGUCGUCCUUUGACUUGGACAUGUCGAUUGGCGGAGUCAGUGACCGGAGCAGCAUCAGCAAUUGCGGCGACCCCUUGGAGGGUCACGUGGCGCGUGGCGCCAUCGGACGCAUCCCGAGCAUCGUCAUCACGUCGGAGUCGAGUCCCUUCCUGCCCGUCGGACGCCGCGGUUCGCGCUCUACCCGGGCCAAGACAGCCAAUAGCAGUGGGGCAGGGGUGGGGUCAGGCUGA
Molecule: messenger RNA, 1542 nt
Organism: Salarias fasciatus (jewelled blenny)
Lineage: Eukaryota; Metazoa; Chordata; Actinopteri; Blenniiformes; Blenniidae
Gene: opn4a
Product: opsin 4a (melanopsin)
Exons: 11
Coding region: 40-1542 (500 amino acids)
Biological process (GO): visual perception; G protein-coupled receptor signaling pathway
Cellular component (GO): membrane
Molecular function (GO): G protein-coupled receptor activity
Source: RefSeq, a predicted model, not a curated record